Messenger RNA from Sorex araneus (European shrew), 1406 nucleotides. Its product is annotated as HLA class II histocompatibility antigen, DM alpha chain. Gene Ontology annotation, cellular component: membrane; MHC class II protein complex. Gene Ontology annotation, biological process: immune response; immunoglobulin production involved in immunoglobulin-mediated immune response; positive regulation of T cell activation. NCBI's taxonomy places the organism in Eukaryota, Metazoa, Chordata, Mammalia, Eulipotyphla, Soricidae. The record is from RefSeq and is a predicted model, not a curated record. The transcript has 5 exons. Bases 404 to 1186 code for a protein of 260 amino acids. Gene Ontology annotation, molecular function: MHC class II protein complex binding.
GGCAGCUUCCUAAGUUUGACUGUUAAAAUUUGGGUCUCCUGAUUUCAGUGUGGUUACCUUUGUGGUUUGGAUAGUUGGCUCUAUCAUUCCUUAACGCCACCUUUGUACCUGGCUGCCUGAAAGGUCUAAUUCUUACCAAUAGAUCCCCACCCAGGUGCAGAUAUUCCCCCCCUGGCCUCUGAGACUGGCCUGCUCAAGAGCCCUCUCUUCCUGGUGCCCUUGACACAGGUCUCUCCUCGGCUACUGAUGAUGUUGAACCCGACUCUUCUGUCAUUGGUCGAGGCCGAAAGGGCCAGGGCAACUAUUGGAAGUGAGCCUGGUGGACUAUGCUGUGGGAGGGAGUUGGGGUUCUGGGUUAGGCGGUGGCAGCUCCCAGCCCACCGUGUGCCGUGUGCCGUGAGAAAUGGUUCUUGUACCUGCCGUGCUGCUGCUAUGCCUAUGGCUCCUGCCUCCUUCCUCUCCUGCUCUCUCGAAGUGGACAGGCCUUGAAGCUUCAGCUGCAGUGUGGAAGGAUGAGCUGCAGAACCAUACUUUCCAGCACACGGUGUACUGUCAGAUUUGGAGUCCCAAGAAGGGAUUCUCGGAGACCUACGAUGGCGAACAGCUUUUCUCCUUCGACUUUGACCAGAACACACGAGUGCCUCGCCUGCCGGAAUUUGCUGACUGGGCCCAGAAGUCUGAGGAUACUUCCAAAAUUUUAUUGGAAAAUACCUUGUGCAUGGCUCUGAUAGAUCAAGUAGGCCCCGAAUUAGAAGGACAAAUCCCACUGUCCAGAGGGCUCCCUAUUGUUGAGGUGUUCACGCUGAAGCCCCUGGAGUUUGGCAAGCCCAACACAUUGAUCUGUCACAUCAGCAAUCUCUACCCGCCGGCGUUGACAGUGAAGUGGCAGCAUCAUUCAGUCCCUGUGGAAGGAGCUGGGCCCACCCUUGUGUCAGCCGUUGACGGACUCAGCUUCCAGGCCUUUUCAUACUUAAACGUCACGCCAGCACCCUCUGAUGUGUACCUCUGCAUCGUGAGUCAUGAUAUUGACGACUACACAGCAAAGGCCUACUGGGUGCCCCGGAACGCGUUGCCCUCAAAUCUUCUGGAGAAUGUGCUGUGUGGUGUGGCCUUCGGCCUGGGUAUACUGGGAAUCAUUGUUGGAUUAAUCCUCAUUUUCUACGUUCGCAAGCCUUGCUCAGGCUGAUUCAUCCUGACCCCAGUCUGAUGCCAUCCAAGCAGACACAGCACCAGUUUCUCACAUCUGCCCAGUAUCAUCUCUCUUCAGAGCAGAUGGCCCUGGGACUCUGGGUCUGUGCAUGCAUGAGUGUGUGUACAUAAGCCAAAGAUUCCAUUUCCCUAGGUUUGUCUCCAUGGGAACAUCAGAGUGCCCCCUACUAUGACAUAUCCCUUUCCCUGUCCAGUCA